This is a messenger RNA of Anneissia japonica, 1328 nucleotides long. RefSeq names its product HEAT repeat-containing protein 5B-like. Gene Ontology annotation, biological process: intracellular protein localization; endocytosis; retrograde transport, endosome to Golgi. The transcript is spliced from 5 exons. NCBI's taxonomy places the organism in Eukaryota, Metazoa, Echinodermata, Crinoidea, Comatulida, Comatulidae. The record is from RefSeq and is a predicted model, not a curated record. The annotation marks the transcript as partial. Gene Ontology annotation, cellular component: Golgi apparatus; endocytic vesicle; membrane.
GUAAAGAUACCAUCAACGAUACCCACAAAAAACCUCUAGGGGAGGGUGGAGAGACUGGAGACAUCAUUCCAGGUAAAUCGAUUGUGUUUGCAACACUCGAGGUAUGCUUGUGCACACUUAUCCGACAACUUCCGGCGCUUAAUCCCGCAAUGCCGACAAAUUCUGUAUUGACAAAACAGAGAGCUGGUCUUUCUGAAGAAGCCAACCAGCUAAUUUCCGAAACACUCAAUGUAAUGACAACAUUACCAGCGCUGUGUUCGCCAAAAGGAAGUGUCUCUGUGUUGCCAACUAUUCUUUUCCUAACAACUGGUGUCCUACGUGAAACAGCCUGCGCCUCACCUGACGGUGCAGAUGUGUCUAGUGAUGUUGAUAUGUGUAGUAUGCUGUUAGCCCUUGCUGUCUUCAUUACAUCAGCUCCUGCCAAGGUUUCCAUGACGACAUCACUCCAAAACCAAACAAUAGAGGUCUUCAAACAAGCUUUUCAUUCUGAUAGACUCACAUUACGCCUAAAAUGUCUGCAAACACUCAGCUCUAUUUUUCAUUGUCCAAACCACGAUGUCAGUGCGCCGUACAUUCACGCAAUUGGUCCCAAGAUUGUGGAAUAUUUGCACAAUAUGAGUGGCAAUCAACGUGAUACUGAAGACGAGGUGCUUGUAGCUAUCGAAGCUUGUAAGACACUAGAGCUGCUCGUUAGCAUAACAGAAGAGGCUUUCAGAGUUCAGUUACUCGCUGUUUAUUUGCCAAUUUUGAUUGGCUUCUUAAUAGAGAGUGCAGAGUUAACAACAGCAAGCAAAUCUGCCAGAUUACUUCACGACCAUUCUCUUCAGCGUCUGAUGAAAAUUGCUCCACUCUAUCCAGGUUCAUUUAAAACUGUCAUGGGCGCAGUUCCACAACUAAAGACUAAACUUGAGGGUGCUAUCAGAGCUAAUCAAGCCAUGUUGGCUAAGAAGCCAGUGCGUAAUGCUAAACAACAAGUGAAAGUUUCAAUGCAAACAGCACCAAGUAUUAAGCUGAAAAAAGACUUCAGUAAUUUUAAUGGAUAACAUUUGGGUUGUAUGUAGGUAGACACUCAUGUUCCCUUAUUUUUCCAUAAACAUUGAUAAUGUACCGUAAUUUCAUAUCCAGAAUUAAAUUUUGAUGCAUUAUUCUUAAAAUGAUAUUUUCUGUACCCAACUUGAAAACUAAAGAAUUUGAAAGGUUGUUCUGGCCUUGGUCCCACAUUUUAUGUGCUUAUCUGUAUGCAAAGAAUGCUAUCACUAUUAUAAUGCAGUGUUUUUACACUGCUAGAAUUAUGAAUAAUGCAAAACUAAAUGUGAUAAUCCUCCCCU